Symphalangus syndactylus (siamang) is the source of this 3859-nucleotide messenger RNA. It is a transcript of the gene PTRH1, whose product is annotated as peptidyl-tRNA hydrolase 1 homolog. Gene Ontology annotation, molecular function: peptidyl-tRNA hydrolase activity. The record is from RefSeq and is a predicted model, not a curated record. Lineage: Eukaryota; Metazoa; Chordata; Mammalia; Primates; Hylobatidae.
AUGACGUCAGGGGACGGUGUCCAGGCCGUGAAUGGGGGCAGCAUGAGGCCGCGCGGCUUUUUGGGCGCCGGACAGCGGCUGAGUAGAGCCAUGAGCCGAUGUGUUUUGGAGCCUCGGCCCCCGGGAAAGCGGUGGAUGGUGGCUGGCCUGGGGAAUCCCGGACUGCCCGGCACGCGACACAGCGUGGGCAUAGCGGUGCUGGGGCAGCUGGCGCGGCGGCUGGGUGUGGCGGAGAGUUGGACGCGCGACCGGCACUGUGCCGCCGACCUCGCCCUGGCCCCGCUGGGGGAUGCCCAACUGGUCCUGCUCCGGCCACGGCGGCUUAUGAACGCCAACGGGCGCAGUGUGGCCCGGGCUGCGGAGCUGUUUGGGCUGACUGCCGAGGAAGUCUACCUGGUGCAUGAUGAGCUGGACAAGCCCCUGGGGAGACUGGCUCUGAAGCUGGGGGGCAGUGCCAGGGGCCACAAUGGAGUCCGUUCCUGCAUUAGCUGCCUCAACUCCAAUGUGAGUCUACCCUUUUGUUGUGCAACUGGGUCGGGUGGGCCAGGGGUCCCCCAGCACCUCGCCAAAGCUUCCUGGGCCUCUCUGGCUCUCCCACAGGCAAUGCCAAGGCUGCGGGUGGGCAUCGGGCGCCCGACGCACCCUGAGGCAGUACAGGCCCAUGUGCUGGGCUGCUUCUCCCCUGCGGAGCAGGAGCUGCUGCCUCUGUUGCUGGAUCGAGCCACCGACCUGAUCUUGGACCACAUCCGUGAGCGAAGCCAGGGGCCCUCAUUGGGGCCGUGACACCAGUGGCCAUGGCCGCCCGCCUGACUGUAGUGCCCACCAACCCAGCCACGGCCACAGAGCUGCCACGCCAGCCUUGGUAUCUACUUUUUAUACAACCCUCCUCUAGACUGUUCCACGCUGCCUGCGGAUUAAAGUGAGGGUGACUGUGACUGGACCAGUCCAUUUCUGGAGUAGGUUCUUCUCUCUGCGUCCUACUUGGGACGUAGGGGAACUUCAGGAAGACUAAACUUUUCAAGCCUUUUUAGAGAACCAGGGGCACGCAUCUGUAAGAUAAAGAUGCUGGCUUGGAGGUCGGGUGCAGUGGCUCACGCCUGUAAUCCCAGCACUUUGGGAGGCCGAGGCUGGGGGAUUGCUUGACGUCAGGAGUUCGACACCAGCCUGGCCAACAUAGUGAAACCCCAUCUCUACUAAAAAUACAAAAAUUAGCCGGGCAUGGUGGUGCAUGCCUGUAAUCCCUGCUACUCGGGAGGCUGAGGCAGGAGAAUCACUUGAACCUGGGAGGCGGAGGUUGCCGUGAGCUGAGACUGUGGCACUGCACUCCAGUCUGGGUGACAGAGUGAGACUCUGUCUCAAAAAAAAAAAAAAGAUGCUGGCUUGGAAGCUGAGGCCUCUUCAGGGGGAUCCCACUCUCCCUGCUGGUGGGGGAGGGAACAACAGGGUCCAGCCAACCCCCCUCCCAGGGCAUGUGUGGGCAUACUUUGCCCACUGAGGCAUGGCCACUCCUUUCUUCAGCCCAUUUUACAGAUGGGAAGGCUCAGAGAGAUCUGGUUACAUCCCCUGGGCCUGUGGCCUGGCAGAGCCUCAGUUUGCACCCAGGACUGGCUGCCACCUUGCUUUCCCUGGGGCCCCUAGCACCCUUACCUCAGGGCUGCUGUGUGCCCAGAAGGUCCCCACACGGGUGAUAUAUGACAGCAGCCUGAGGUCCUGGGGGUUGGGUGGGAUGUGGGCCUGGCGAGGUAUCAGGCCUAGAUCCCCCGGCUGGUAGGGGGUGAUGUCAGAGAGCUGCGGCAGCAGAGACCCAGUCCUGGGCAGCUGGAUGCUGGGCUGGCUGUGGGGAGGGGGCCGAGGGUCACAGAGCCUUCAGCGAGCCAGGUUUCUGGCCCAGGGUGAGCCGAGCACUGUCCCCAUGGCUGAAUGCCUUUGCCCUGCUCUCUAUGGCCACCUCUGAGGCCACACAGGGCCACUUGCUCACCUCUCCUUGGGUGGGCUGUGGGACUUUGGCUCCUGGUGGGGACACACAGCCUUCUGAGGUCUCCGGACCACAGUGGAGCCGAGCAUGACCAGCAGUUGCUGCAGUAUCUCCUUUUGCCAUGGCUGGAACGUCACGUCAAAGUCGCUGUCCUCUUCAUCGGGGUGCAUCUGUUGGUGAGGGUGGGGUGGCAGCAGGCCCACAGUGGCCCCAGUACCCACCCUCCUCCAGGAAAUUCCAACCUCAGUGCCCAUUUCCACAGAGUUUUCCCGGUCUGUGGUGGGAUACCCAUUCUUCAGUCGGGAAGACUGAGGCCCAAGACCCUUCAGAGCCUCAGAGAAGGAAUCCAGCUCCUUUAAGACCUUGGAGGGAUCUUUGAAGGCCAGAAUCAGCGAAGGACAGACUUUCCAGGAGUCUCUCAGGGAAAAGAGGGGCCUCUGAUCCUGAGGCAGCCCCUUCUCUGCAAGCAGCUUCCAUCUUGGGCUCACUCCCCCUCCCCUUGCGCCCUCCCUCCCUCCCUUCUGCUCACCUGCAGAAUGUCCUGUAGGAAGGAGGUGGCCUGGACCAGAGCCACCUCCAGGCUGGCCCGAACCUUCUGCUCAUUAGCCAGUUCCUGCUGUAGCCGCUGCAAACCCACCUGCUGCUGCUCCAGCUGCAGGCUCAGCUGGUCUCUCUGGCUCCUAGACCCCAACUGGGAUGAGUCAACAGCCUUCCCCCUUCCCCAGGACUGGGGCCAGGGGCCCUGCCAUUUCUCUCCAAGCCCACAGGGGCCCCCAUCCAAGCCUCAGCCUGUCUGGCAGGCUCCUCUAGAGAGGGGAAGUCACUGGCCUGGGUCGUGGGAUCAGAAAGAGCUGGGCCAGAGCUUGGCCCCAGCCUGCACCCGCCACCCGCCCCUCCGCGGGCCAUACGCACUUCAGUGCCUGGUUGUCCACCUGCAGCUGCAGGGAUCUCUGCUCCAACUGGCUCAGCAGGAGGCGCAGCUCCUCGGCCUCCUUGGUGUCCUGCUGCUGCUCCUGGCACUUCUUGGUCAGCAUGAGGAUGAUCUGUGGGUGCGGACAGGUGGCCAUGCCCUCAACCUGCCCUGUCCCCCAGCUGCAGACACAGCCAGGCUUCCCGUGUUCCCCUAUGCAGAGGGGCCAGUGAGCUUUCCCGGGCUGGGCUCUGCUUCCAUAAGUUAUGGGGGCUUUAAGUAAAUACAACCCGGAGCUAGGCCCAGCGCCCUGCAGCCCCCACAGGAGGCCCAGUCCUCUCUCUGCUGCCUCCCUCCCUCCUGACUUGACUGCCCGACUCUGUCCCUGCAGGGCCCCCCGGGGCGGCCUCCUGCCUUGCAUGCCAAACGCCCUGCGCUGAGGCCUGCAGGCACACCUUCUCAUGGCCUCUUUUGUGCCUGGCCAUGACCUUCUGGGUGUUCUCCAGCAGCUCCAGCUGUUUGCACAGAUUGUCCUGGCUUCCCUUGAGCUGCUCAUUCUCCUGCAGCAGCUUCAUGCCUUGCUGGGAGACCCUGGCCAUCUGCAGGGUAAUGCCGUUGUUCUCUUUGAUGGCCCGCUUGGUUGUCUCUGACAUCCAGUUCGUGGUCAUCUUGUGGAACUCGUUGGUCACGAGGUUUAUGCGCUGGAUGAUCUCUUUCCUCAGUCUGGCAGGAAGGGUGGGAGGGGAAGGGGUCAGACAGAGCGGGCACAAGCCCUGGGCACACCCCUUUCCUUUGUGAGGUUCCCAGGGAACCUAGGGCUGUUAAACACCAGGAUGCUCUCUCCCUGGGAGGGUUGGGGCUACGGGCGGGAGGCUUUCCCUGUAGAUCCUCUGGACCUUUGUAAUUGGUACCAUUUCAGUGUACUCUCACCAGUUAAGUAAACAUGAUUUAAUCACAAUAAGUGGCAAAAGGAA